Messenger RNA from Hemiscyllium ocellatum (epaulette shark), 1578 nucleotides. It is a transcript of the gene nod2, whose product is annotated as nucleotide-binding oligomerization domain containing 2. The transcript is spliced from 10 exons. Gene Ontology annotation, molecular function: GTPase activator activity; small GTPase binding. Gene Ontology annotation, biological process: nucleocytoplasmic transport; regulation of apoptotic process; activation of GTPase activity. Gene Ontology annotation, cellular component: cytosol; nucleus; perinuclear region of cytoplasm. Lineage: Eukaryota; Metazoa; Chordata; Chondrichthyes; Orectolobiformes; Hemiscylliidae. The record is from RefSeq and is a predicted model, not a curated record.
UAAUAAAGAGAGAAACUGGAGAGAGAGCAGUUUCUGAAUUCUGACCGGAUUCUGACGCUCUCAGAAUGAUCUUGAACAAGUGUCUCAGCCUCCCUGUGACCGGAACGCUUCAGGAGACACCAGCAGUCUUAGUUAUUGAAAGGACGGUAUUUUGGGAAGGUCUAUCUAUCUGCAUUAAAAUAACCCUGUUGAAAGGGCAUCCAGUGGAAUGAAUACUGAUCAACUGCUUAAGGCACAAAGACAUAAACUCAUCACCAUUCUUGGAAGAGGUUCAGUGGAAAUCUUUGAGAGCAUUCUUGAUCAUUUAUGAGCAUGGGAUCUUCUGAGUUGGGAAGAAUAUGAACAUGUGAAAUCACCAGAGGUUCUGUCUCAUUCCAGUCGUAAUCUCCUUGAUGUUGUUACAUUGAAAGGGACGAGAGCCUGUGAAUUUUUUCUUCUGGCUUUGGAAGAUAUCAUUCACAGCUCGCAGCUGGCUGAUUUAAUUUUGGGCAGCUAUAAGCCUUCAGAAAAGUCUCCUGAACCUUCAGCGUCACUGGCAACAUUACCUUCUCAAAGUCUUCAACAGCACAGACCCAACAUUGUGCGGAAACUGCAUGAACACAUUGCAGCUGUGUUAGAAAUUCUGCACAGCUAUAGUCAUUUGUGUCAAUAUAUAUACCUUCUCAGCAGGCUCGAAAGCUGCUGGAUCUCACUAAAGCUAAAGGGGAAGAUACAGCUCAGGUCCUGUCAGACUACGUUGAAUCUGAACCUGGACUAUCAAACCCAUCCUCGGUUAUUUCACAAUAAUUUAACUGAUGCAUGUGCCCAGAAUUUUGCAAAGCUCCUGAAACACAAGAACAACUUUCUUGCAUUAAGGCUUGGCAACAACCACUUAACUGCUGUUGGGGCAGAGGUGCUGGCAAAAGGUUUAAAACAGAACAACUUCAUCCAAUAUUUAUGACUUUGGGGAAAUAAAGUUGGAGGUGCUGGUACUUGUGCUUUGGCAGCAGCUCUUGAGAAUAACACAAGCUUGUUAUGGCUAAGUCUUGUAGGUAACAAUGUUGAUAUCCAUGGUGCCAAGGCUUUGGCUUUAAUGCUGACGAAGAACACUGUCCUAGAGGAGCUCUGGCAACAAUAGGCCAUAAUAGUACUGAGAAGAUCAGAAUAAGUGGAAGGAUGCCUGGUAUUUGGCUUCUCAUCCACUACCGCAAGAGAAUUCUAUCCCUUUCGGAAAAAGACUGGGACCACUCCUACAGAUGAUGCUGAAGCAUCCAUUUCCUGUCCACUGAGCAAAUGCCAAUGGGAUAUCCAUGGUCUUGGCAGAGAAACAGACUGGUUCACAAGAAGCCUCCUCCUUUUUCUCAGAAGAAGCAUCAGCAAGGCUUCCUUCUGCAUUCUCCACCAGCUCAGAUACUGACUCCACGGGAGGGGUUGGGAGGAAACAUCAUGUGUACAAAGUAUGGGACCACAUGCUGUCUUCAGGAGAACUGUUUAGUUGACGAGGAUAUGCUUCACUUUGCAGAAGGACUCCAAAACAACACAGGCUUGAAGGUUCUUAAGUAUGUGGUGAUAUGUCAAUAAAUGUUGCCCUAACUCGAA